Molecule: messenger RNA, 1566 nt
Organism: Aspergillus tanneri
Lineage: Eukaryota; Fungi; Ascomycota; Eurotiomycetes; Eurotiales; Aspergillaceae
Exons: 6
Coding region: 1-1566 (521 amino acids)
Biological process (GO): transmembrane transport
Cellular component (GO): membrane
Molecular function (GO): transmembrane transporter activity
Source: RefSeq, a predicted model, not a curated record
AUGUCCCUUGUGCAGACUCUUCACUACGAACUGGGGACUCCAUCAGAAUCCCCUCCUGCGCCCAAUCCCCCGGUGGAUGUGCCACUUCAGACGACGCCAGAUGAUGGACAACCGGUGUUUGAGCGCGCUCCCUUGACGGUGGUCAAUAAGCCUCGUCGAGUGAUCAUCACGGCGUUGAUUAUUCUCGCCAAUGUUGCCCAGAUGACAGUCAACUUCGCCGGCAUCGCCGGAGGCAGCGAAAUCACCAAAUCAAUGGGUAUUAAAGACUCUUAUGCCUCGUGGAUCGCAGCAAGUUAUGCAUUAACCCAAGGAACAUUCGUCCUAAUGAGCGGCCGAGUCGGUGAUGUCUACGGCCAUCGAAACCUCCUUCUAGGCGGAGGCAUCUGGCUGGCCCUGUGCACGUUAAUCUGCGCCUUUUGCGACAAUUUCUUCGCAUUUGUGUGCAUGCGUGCGUUGUCCGGUGUGGGCGGCGCCGCGAUUAUGCCUAAUGCCGUGGCUAUGAUUGCGUCCACGAAUCCCCCCGGAAGAGCGCGCAAUCUCAGUCUGGGGCUUUUUGGGGCAUCGGCGCCGUUAGGAGGGUAUAUCGGGGCGUUGUUUCUAGGGGCGUUUUUGGUAAGGACGGAAUGGAAGUGGUUUUUUGUUUUUAUAGCAUGUUUAACGGGCCUGACGUUUGUCUCGCUCUGGAUAUUAACGACGAAGGAAUCGCCACUUGAUCGAAGUGGAAAGAUUGAUUGGAUUGGAUCGUUUCUGGGGACGAGUUCGCUGAUUCUGUUUAAUUUCGUCUGGAAUCAAGCGCCCAGCGUCGGCUGGUCAACGCCUUAUGAGAUCGCACUUUUACUUGUCUCUGUAUUACUAUUCGCGUCGUUCCUCCUCUGGGAACGAAGCACACCACAUCCCAUCAUGCCACUUGAUAUAUUCAAAGCGCCAUGCUUUCUAACACUUUUAUUCGUAGUCCUCCUAAACUACAUGGCUGUCGGUACCUUGAUCUGGUACCAGUUCGCAGUCGGAUGGACACCAUUCGUAAUCUGCGGGAUGGGGGCGGCUUGUCUAGCAGCAUGGCUGAUCCCGCGUGUUGCUGCACAGUGGAUUCUAGCCAUUGGAACGGUGACGAUUCUCGUCUCGAGUGUACUCAUGGCCACGGUUCCUAUGCAUCAGACUUACUGGGCGCAGAUCUUCCCCUCCGUCGUACUGUUCGCGUUCUGUCCGGAUCUGGUCUACACGGCUGGUCAGAUCAUCGCGAGUAACUCCGUUCGGAGGCAUCAGCAGGGUAUUGCCGGGUCGAUUAUCGGGACGUUGAAUCUUUACGGGAAUAGUUUGGGACUGGGGUUUGCGUCGACAAUUGAGGUGCAGAUUGCGAAGAGCUCGGGGAGUAGAGUCAUGGGGUAUCGAGCUGCGUUGUAUUUUGGGGUUGGAAUUAGUGCUGUUGCGCUCUUGCUGGACAUCUUCUUCGUGCGUAUGGUCAAGGAUGAACGUGAGGGAUGGGAUGAGGAUGAGCAGUUGGCUGACGAGGUGGAAUUGGCAGAGGCAACAGGUGCACGAUUGCCUGGUGCUGUUGAGCGGGCUUAG